Parnassius mnemosyne (clouded apollo) is the source of this 207-nucleotide messenger RNA. NCBI's taxonomy places the organism in Eukaryota, Metazoa, Arthropoda, Insecta, Lepidoptera, Papilionidae. The record is from the annotation of a GenBank genome assembly.
AUGGGCAACCUACCACACCAACGCAUCCUUUCUGGUUUUCCAUUUCAAAAUAUUGGACUAGACUAUGCGGGACCAAUUCAAUCUGUUUCUCGCCAUGGCCGUGGUUGUAAAAUUGUAAAGGUGUAUAUAGCUAUUUUUAUUUGCUUCGCGACUAAGUCAAUUCAUCUUGAAUUAGUGGUCAGUGACAUGACUUCCAAGGCAUCAUAA